Messenger RNA from Hypanus sabinus (Atlantic stingray), 3596 nucleotides. RefSeq names its product Allantoinase, mitochondrial. Gene Ontology annotation, molecular function: allantoinase activity; cobalt ion binding; zinc ion binding. The transcript has 11 exons. Gene Ontology annotation, biological process: allantoin catabolic process; purine nucleobase catabolic process. The record is from RefSeq and is a predicted model, not a curated record. Gene Ontology annotation, cellular component: cytoplasm. NCBI's taxonomy places the organism in Eukaryota, Metazoa, Chordata, Chondrichthyes, Myliobatiformes, Dasyatidae. Bases 32 to 1402 code for a protein of 456 amino acids.
GCAAAAGAGUUGGGGAGGCUUUUAUUCCGAAAUGGAAGUAGGCUCACAAGUGUCAGUGGUGAGAAGCAGGAAUGUUGUUUUGGAUUCAUGGACUGGCCCAGCUGAUAUUGUCAUAGAAGGGGAAAAGAUUGUGGGUAUUUACUCUGAGGAAAUCACAGCUCCUCAACACCAGAGUCAACAGAUCCUAGAUGUUGGGGACCUGGUGGUGAUGCCCGGUGUGGUGGAUAGCCAUGUCCACAUCAACGAACCUGGACGUACGGAUUGGGAAGGUUAUUGGACAGCAACGAGGGCAGCAGCAGCCGGAGGGAUAACAACUCUCAUUGACAUGCCACUGAACAGCAUUCCUCUAACAACUACACUAGAACAUCUCCAGACUAAACUCCAUGCUGCCAGAGACAAGUGUUUUGUCGAUACUGGAUUCUGGGGAGGUGUUGUCCCAGGCAAUCAGUAUGCACUACGACCUAUGAUUGAAGCUGGCGUCCCAGGAUUCAAGUGCUUCCUCAUUCACAGUGGAGUGGACGAAUUUCCUCACGUUAACGAAGAGGAUCUGAGAACAUCACUUGCUCAAAUGCAGGGUACAGACCGAGUACUACUGUUCCAUGCAGAAAAAGAAAUGAAGAAUGUGAAACCUCCUGUGAACAACCCUCGUGAAUACGCAACAUUUUUGGCCACCCGGCCUGAUGACAUGGAAGUGGAAGCAAUUCGAACAGUGAUAAAACUUUGUCUCCAGUACAGGGUUCGUUGUCAUAUUGUCCAUCUUUCUACUGCGAAAGCUCUACCCCUCAUAGAUGAAGCUCGCAAAGCAGGAGCUUUGCUGACCAUUGAAACCACACCACAUUAUCUCUUGCUGUCUGCUGAAGACAUACCAGAUGGAGCCACACACUUCAAAUGCUGCCCUCCAAUUCGGACAAAAAACAAUCAAGAACAACUGUGGUCUGCACUGAAAGCUGGAAAGAUUGAUAUGGUGGUCUCUGAUCAUUCUCCAUGCACUACUGAUCUCAAACUACUCAGAUCUGGAAACUUCCUCAAGGCCUGGGGAGGGAUUUCUUCUCUGCAGUUUGGCCUUCCCCUGUUCUGGACUUCUGCACAGCAGCGUGGCUUCACCAUACAGGACACAGUGAACCUGAUGUGUAAAAAUACAGCGAGGUUAUGUGGCAUGGAGAGCAGGAAGGGCUCUCUUGUCACCGGUAAGGAUGCUGACAUGGUAAUAUGGGAUCCUGACAGGGAGUUUGAGGUGACAGAAAGCUUAAUUCAUCAUAAAAAUAAACUGACUCCAUAUCUUGGACGCCAACUGAAAGGAGAGGUCUUUGCUACCAUUGUCCGUGGAAAGAUAGUAUAUCUGCAAGGAAAAUUUUCCAACAAACCUCUUGGAAAAUGCAUCUUGUCCAAUAAUAUUCAAUGAACUCGAUUAAUAUUCAUUUUACAACCAACCCCAAUUAAUGAGGAUCAACCUAUUCCAUUUCUCCGUCCACUUUUUCCAAGCAAACAUCUUGGAGGAAGAUCCUGAAUAGAAGUCUCGGCCCGAAACGUCAACUGUUUGUUCAUUUCCAUAGACGCUGAGGUGCUGUGUGUGUUGAUUUUUAUCUUAGAAUAUUUGUUGUUGGUUGUAAUGGACAACAGUUUAAGAUCUUUACAGGAUCUCCAAAAAAGAUCACCACCUCUACAAAAAAUGCGCAUUAUAUAGGAACAUUUCAAAAAUGUGGCAUGUGAAAUCCUACUGGCCCUACUGCCUGUCUCAUUUCAUUUCAUUUUUCAAUCCUUUUAUUGAUUUUCGAAUAAAGAAUAUACAAAUCAGAGGAGGAGUUUAGCAAACAGAUAAUAUAAGAGACAUAUAAACAGCGAUUAAAAAAGAACAGAAAGUAUAUAUUGUCAAGAUCAGAUAGGUAAAAUGUUACGCUGUUAUAAUUACAAUAUAGUAAAAAAAAACUCCAACUCCUCAUAGCAAUCAUAAAAAAAAGAUUGGAAACUUUAUUUGAUAAAGGGAAAAAAACCACUAACUAAACUAAAACAAAAAAAAGGAGAAAAGUAAAGAAAGGAAAAGAAAGAUUGGGCAGUCCAGUUGAGGAUAAAAUUAGAAAAAAGAGAAAUAGAAAAAGAAACACCCUUCCAGUCAUCUCUGAAUCUUCACGGAUCAGGAUUUUCCCCAAAGAGAGUAAAGAAGAAUAAAUAAAAUCAUGUGAAAAUAUUGAAUAAAGGGUCGCCAGACUUGUUCAAAAUUAAAGGAUGUAUCAAAUGUCCGGCUUCUUAUUUUCUCCAAGCUUAAACAUGAUAUAAUAGAGGAGAGCCAAUAGAAAACCGUAGGCAGAUUAGAAUCUUUCCAGUAUAACAAGAUAGCUCACCUAGCCAGUAAAGUUGAAAAAGCUCUCACAUGUUCAGCGGAAGCAGAUACUUUGCUUGCUUCAUCUGGAAUAAUCCCAAAAAAUGCUGUAAGUGAAUUGGGUUGAACAUCCACAUCUAUAACUUUAGAUAACAUUCCAAACACAUCCCUCCAAAAAUUGUUUAAGCUUACACAUGACCAGAAAAUAUGAGUUAGAGUAGCCACUUCUGUGUUACAUCUGUCACAAAUAGGGUUUAUAUUAGGAAAAAUAUGCACCAAUUUAUGUGUACUAUCUUAAACUGAAUUAAGGUAUGGCAAUCACAGAUAAAUGAAUUAUUGACUAGAUAAUAAAUUUUACUUCAUUGAUUAUCUGAAAGUGAAUGUUGAAGUUCUACUUCCCAGAUACAUUGAACCCUAUCAUUAGGUGACAUGCGAGCAUUCAUUAACUGUUUAUAAAUGAUAGCUAUUAAUCGUUUUUGAAAAGGUUUAAGCUGAGAAAUAGCAUAAGCCAAAUUUAAAGAACAGGUCAAGGGAUAAUUCAAUAAAAAAAUCACGUAAAAAAUUCCUAACCUGUAAGUAUCUGAAAAAAUGUGUGUUAGAGAUAUCAUAUUUAUCCAUUAACUGCAAAAAGGACAUUAAACAGUCCUGCAAAAACAGAUCUAAAAAAGUUUUUAUUCCCUUAAUUUUCCAUGUUAAAAAAGCCUUUUCCAAAGUUAAUGGUUUAAAAAAGAAAUUAGAAUAAAUAUUACUAGAAAGUAGAAAAUCAUUUAAUUCAAAAAAUCUACGAAACUCAAACCAAAUUUUUAAAGUACGUUUAACAAUUGGGUUGAGAGCUUGUCUACCUAUUCUGGAGAGCAAAAAUGGAAGGGGAGCUGCUAAUAAAGAAUCUAACGAAAACCCCGUUACUGAGUUUUCCUCCAACUGUAACCAUGAAGGGCGAUCUUGAUCAUCUACAUCAUAAAUCCAAAAAGUAAUAUAAUGAAUAUUAAUUGCCCAACAAUAAAAUCUAAAGUUUGGUAAGGCCAGUCCUCCAUCUUUUUUUGGUUUUUGCAAUAGAAGUUUAUUCACUCUAGAGCUUUUAUUAUUCCAAACAUAAGACAAAAUCAGAGAGGUUUUUUUCUUGAUUGGGCAGUUCUUUUGAUGGAUUUCUCUUUCGUAAGUGCGUCUCUCCUUCUGGUUGUACCGGCGCCUUUUGGUUUAAUCUGUACUUGAGUAACAUUUCUUUUAUAUAAUGUUAAAUUCAAUUUUAAACAUGGAUGUUAAUAAAAUUAAUAUAAUA